CCUGUUAAUUUUUUAUCAAUAAAAUGUUAAUUUAUAUAUUUAGAAUUUAAUUGUACUGCCAGAAGAUAGAUUAAUAUGUUGUUUGAAAGCAUUCAUUAUAAGUGAUUUUUGGGAAAUGCGAAAUACUGGUGCAAUUUAUUUAUAUAUAUUGGCAGUUCAAAAGGGUCUCAAAUUUUUUGAAGACUAUUUAGAAAAGUCAUUUUUAAUACUGUUAACUGACCCAAAAUCAAUUGUUCAGAAAACUGCGAUGGAUAUAUUUAAACAAUUAGUAACAGAAUUUGGAAUGGAUUGGGCUCAAACAUAUAUAGUGCCAUACCUAAUCAAAUUAUCUUACUCAACAAAUACCUAUAACAAGAUAGCAUUUUUAUCAUUCGCUAAAGUAUGUGCAACAAUAAUGUGUACACAAUUAAGAGCAUUAAACAUAUGACAGAAUGCAGUGGAAUAA
This is a messenger RNA of Diuraphis noxia (Russian wheat aphid), 445 nucleotides long. Its product is annotated as serine/threonine-protein phosphatase 2A regulatory subunit pppA-like. The record is from RefSeq and is a predicted model, not a curated record. NCBI's taxonomy places the organism in Eukaryota, Metazoa, Arthropoda, Insecta, Hemiptera, Aphididae.